This is a messenger RNA of Oryza brachyantha (malo sina), 1005 nucleotides long. RefSeq names its product putative invertase inhibitor. NCBI's taxonomy places the organism in Eukaryota, Viridiplantae, Streptophyta, Magnoliopsida, Poales, Poaceae. The record is from RefSeq and is a predicted model, not a curated record. The transcript has a single exon. Bases 25 to 552 code for a protein of 175 amino acids. Gene Ontology annotation, molecular function: enzyme inhibitor activity.
UGGCACUGGAACCGGACGGACGACAUGGCCCCUCGCUGCCUCUUCAUCUUUCUAGUGCUGAUCAUUGCGUCGUCGGCGGCGGGCGAUAUGGUGGCGGAUACAUGCGCCAGAUGCAGCAACGGCAACCCCAACGUGAACUACACCCUGUGCGUGGCGUCCCUGUCGGAGUACUCCGGCAGCGGCGGCGCCGACCUCCAUGGCCUCGCUCUCAUCUCCGCCAUGCCACUCCGCUCGGGCCUGGCCAGCAUCGCCUCGGAGGCCAGGGUGCUCCGCGACAGGUCGGCGCCUGGGUCAGCGGCGAGGUCGUGCCUGGAGGCGUGCAUGGCCGUGUUCCGCGACGCUGCCUUCGACCUCGGCAACGCGGUGGCGGCCAUGGAGGCGUGGAGGUACGGCGACGCCAAGACGGCGAUGAGCGCGGCCGUCGACGCGCCGGUGACGUGCGAAGACGAGUUCAAGGAGCAGGGCAUGACGGCGCCGGCGGGCAUCAAGGCCAAGAGCAAGCCCCUCUUCCAACAGGGCGUCAUCUCCCUCGCCAUCAUCUCCCUGCUCUAGCUCUUUUUUUCCGAUCGAUGGAUCGAUAUGCAUCCAUGCUACCUAGCUUGCUAGCUACAAAUCAAACUAGCAGUUGCAUUCAAUAAUUGAUUCGAUCAUAUCGAUUAUGACUAAUUUUACGGUUAUUACGAAGAUAUCAAGAAGUACCAUCAUUUUCAUAUAAAAUUCGGUAUCUUAGGUACUAGAAGAUACCAAAUUUAACACUAAAAUUUUAAUACAUCUCAGUAACUACUCAAAGACCGUAAAAUUGCUCAUCGAAUUCUAUAUCAAUACUACCACUAGGGUAUAUGAUCCAUCAAUGUAUAUCUUGUUAAUUAAUAUCUUGGCAGCAUGAUUGAUAUAUUCUAGCUAGCAUGCAUGUGUAAUUAAUGCAUGUAUACAAAAGGAGUUAAUUAAGCAGCAUGCAUGCUAAGCUAUAAAAUGGUAGUAUAUAUAUCUUUCCAAUGAUCCAAU